Molecule: messenger RNA, 1101 nt
Organism: Microthlaspi erraticum
Lineage: Eukaryota; Viridiplantae; Streptophyta; Magnoliopsida; Brassicales; Brassicaceae
Source: the annotation of a GenBank genome assembly
AUGGAAAGCGAUAAAGAAGAGCCAAUGGUUUUCUUGGAUCGUACAACCCGAGCCACACGGGGUAAACGGAUGACCAAGUUGCUUGAUGACGAAGUAGAAGAGGAUGAACAGUUUUGGAAUCAAGAAGCUCUUAAAGAGGAAGAACAUGAUGAUAACUAUGAAGCAGAAGCUGAAAUUGCUGAUGAGUUUGACAGUGACUUCAAUGACGAUGAGCCUGAGCCUGAAGCAGCAGCAGAGAAUGAAAAAGAAUUGAGGGAUUUGCCAAAGAAGCGGCUGAUUUACCCUGGUAAAACUGUUUCAAAGAAAAAGAAGAAGAAGAAGAAGUUAGUUUCGAAACUAGAAGAUGCUCCUGAAGGGGAGAAGCCAGUUGAAGAAGAACUGGAAGAGAAGGAACAAGAGGAAAAAGAACAGAAUGAAGAAGAUAUGGAAGGUGAGAAAGUCAUUAGAAAAUCUACUCGGACUUCAGUGAUUGUGCGGCAAGCUGAAAGAGAUGCAUUGCGUGCUGCUAUACAGGCGACAACAAAGCCAAUACAAAGGAAGAAAGUAGGGGAGGAGAAACGGAUGACGCAAGAAGAAAUGCUGCUGGAAGCUGCUCAAACAGAAAUCAUGAACUUGAGGAAUUUAGAACGUGUCUUGGCAAGGGAGGAAGAAGUGAAAAAGAAGGCGAUUGUGCAUAAGGAGGUCUACAAGGGUCCUCAGGUUCGGUAUCUUUCAAAAGAUGGAUGCAACUAUUUGGAGUUCUGUAAUGGUGCAUCAUUCAAUUCAGAGAUCUCAACGAAGUCUGUUCCAUAUCCAGAAAAGGCUGUGUGUGUGAUUACUGGAUUACCUGCAAAGUACCGAGAUCCAAAAACUGGUCUUCCUUAUGCUACUAGAGACGCCUUCAAAGAAAUAAGAGAAAGGUUCAUGGACGAACACAAUGGUUUGAGAAAGAAAAUGGAGAUGGGAGAUUUGUUUGACACACUUGUCUCGAAAGGAUUUGCUGUAAAACAAAAGCGAACAAAGAUCCCCAAGAAAGACAGAUCAUUUUCCCUCAGAAACCCCGCUCGUUUCUCCAUGUUGGAGUCUCCAGAGGAGAGUGAAGAAGAUUCAGAUUCAGAUUAA